Messenger RNA from Harmonia axyridis, 1098 nucleotides. RefSeq lists its product as uncharacterized. Bases 135 to 848 code for a protein of 237 amino acids. The transcript has 2 exons. The record is from RefSeq and is a predicted model, not a curated record. NCBI's taxonomy places the organism in Eukaryota, Metazoa, Arthropoda, Insecta, Coleoptera, Coccinellidae.
CAUAACCUCAAAUAAUGACGGUUGCGCUAGUUUAUAAUUUGAACGUUUCAUUGUUUUUAAAUUACCAAUUAUAUUCAUAUUUCUAAAAUAAGAUAAGAAAAACUUCUAGUUCAAAAGUUAUAACGUCUUCAAAGAUGAAUAGAAAACUGGAUAAAUCAGCAAGUGGUAGUAAGGUUACUUUCCAAAAACACUUAAUCAGAAAUCCAAUGAAAAAGAAUUCUAAAGCUGUUGUCAUAAAGGAGAAAUUUCAAGUUGAACCGUUAAUUUUGAAUGAUGGAGAAUCAAGUGGUGAACCAUUAUCUUCACGAUCGACGACAAAGAAAACGUCGUUCAAUGUAUCAGACAUUGAUACAUCUAUGAAGAGUCUUUCUCUAAAUCCCAAAUCGAAACCGAAUUCCAAAACUAAUUUAUCUGAAAGAGAUUCCAAAUCAAGUAGCUCAUCUGAUAAAAGCACAAAACUAGACGUUCCUGGCAUCAAUUCUUCUUUGAAUUUGAGUAGGAAAAUUGAUACAUUGGGAAGAGUAAAAUCAGCACCAAUUAAAAGUUCUUCAGGAAAAAGAGCAUUUGAUGAAAAGGUUACCAGGCAAGUGAACUUUCCUUACGAAAAAAAAAUCUUUAGAGAUUUGAUGCCCCUAUCAUCUCCAAACAAACAAAUUCAUACCGUGAUUUCAUCUAGAGAUCCUUUACCUCCAAAGGAUAGGGAACCAGUUCUUGAAGACUUCAUUGAACAAAAGACGAUACAAGAGUAUUCUUAUAUACCGAAUUUCAAACUUGAAAAUAGAAAAAGUGGGACACACUGUAAUAAUUUACGGUUAUAUAAAGUACUUCAGUUUUUAGAAAACUGUUGAAGUGUAUUCUCCGAUCUCAUCUGAUGUUUACCUGUUUAAAGUAAUAUUUGUGUGAAAAAAUUAAUUUUUAUAAAUACUAUUAAGGAGAAAAAAUAUUUUUAUAUUGUUAUUCGUAGACUUAUUCAAAUUUUUAGAUAGUUAUAUUUUGACUGUGAUCAUUGAAUAUUGACAAAUUUUGAAAGAAACCUGUUCAUUAUUUGUAACAAUUACUGCGUUGUAUUUGUAUGAUGUGUAAUUAUCAUUAAAUUAA